Messenger RNA from Dermacentor silvarum, 1491 nucleotides. RefSeq names its product prolyl 4-hydroxylase subunit alpha-2. The transcript is spliced from 2 exons. Gene Ontology annotation, biological process: peptidyl-proline hydroxylation to 4-hydroxy-L-proline. The coding region runs from base 1 to 1491 and encodes 496 amino acids. Gene Ontology annotation, cellular component: endoplasmic reticulum. Gene Ontology annotation, molecular function: procollagen-proline 4-dioxygenase activity; L-ascorbic acid binding; iron ion binding. Lineage: Eukaryota; Metazoa; Arthropoda; Arachnida; Ixodida; Ixodidae. The record is from RefSeq and is a predicted model, not a curated record.
AUGCGCUGGGCAGAUUACAUCUACUAUCUCAGUUGCCUCUUUAUAGAAGCUGUCGCCGUCACAGAGCUACACACGUCGACGGUUCACCUCCUAGAGGGCCUGGUGACGGAAAGCCUCGCCUUCGAAGAUCUGUCUCGCUUCCUGCUGUCAGAAGAGCUGCGCCUCAAGAAGCACAUUGCCGAGUUCGAAGCUGCAACCUCUGUGCCGCCGUGGCAUGACGACCCAUUGACAAAAUUCUUCUUCGCCAGCCGGCUUGGCGGCUACCAAGAGAAGCUCACCAAGGCCGCCGUCGGUGGUGGAUACGACGAGAUACUACGUACCCUUCUCGAUUCCGAGACCUUCUGGACGUGGUGGCCGAUGGGAAGCGACCUGAUAGGAGCGUCCGAGGGCCUCUGCAAGCUGCAACAGGUCUACGACGUUCCCGUUCAGCAGAUGAUAUCGAUGCGCUCCGACCUGCUGCCGCCGCCUACACCCGAUGACUUCAAGGAUGUGGCCAGAGGCUGUUUCGUGGAAGGACCGUUUGGAAACACCAGCACCUGGUCGAUUGCCGCUCUCCGAAGAAUGAGGCAGUGGACGAAUGUACUACCUCCGCACAGACGGAAGUUUCGAAUGGGAAUCGAGUCCCUGCUCGCGAACGACAUCCGUCGACUAGCCCUACGACCAAGCGAAAACAUAACUACCUAUCCCCUACCACCCAGCAACGACAUGUUGCAGCACAAGUCAAUCUGCGUGCGGUCCGGUGACGUGUGGCCGCUGCAGAGCGACCUAGUCUGCGAGUACUCCGUCAAUGGCGGCCAUCCUUAUCUCCUGCUGCAGCCACUCAAAGUCGAGUUUCUCUCGUACGACCCCCGAAUCGCCGUCAUACACGACGUCCUGAGGCCGUCAGAGUGCGAAAUCAUCCGGAAUAUGGGCGCGAAGAACCUCGCUCGCGGCACUAUUUACAGCGAGGAGGACCCUUCCGGCGUUCACAGCCCGCUUCGCGUUAGCAAGGUCUCUUGGCUAAGCGACGACGAGCAUCCGCUCCUCGCCAAGCUCGCUACGCGCAUUGGUGCGGCCACGAGACUCUCGCUGGAAUCGGCCGAGUUGUACCAAGUCGCAAACUACGGCCUGGGCGGCCACUACACGCCUCACCCGGACGCCAAAAGUUUGGAUGACCGCGCGGACGACGCGUUAGUUGAGGAGAUCGACGGCAACCGACUGGCCACUGUGCUUCUCUUCCUGUCGGACGUCCCCGCAGGGGGCGCCACGGCGUUUGUGGAUCCACCAAUGGCAGUAAAGCCCCGAGUGGGCGACGCACUCUUCUGGUUCAACCUGAGGCCGUACGUGGGGGAUGGAUGGCCGCAGUACUUCGAUUUCUGGCACGAAAAGAGGAUACUGGACGAGCGCACGUGGCACACUGGUUGUCCAGUGCUGCGCGGCUCCAAGUGGAUCGCCACCAAGUGGAUCCACGAGAGGGGCAACGUCCGUGUCGAUUACGACGUGCCCUCAUGA